Messenger RNA from Malassezia restricta, 1188 nucleotides. RefSeq lists its product as uncharacterized. The coding region runs from base 1 to 1188 and encodes 395 amino acids. The record is from RefSeq and is a predicted model, not a curated record. Lineage: Eukaryota; Fungi; Basidiomycota; Malasseziomycetes; Malasseziales; Malasseziaceae. The transcript has a single exon.
AUGAGUGGAAGUCGGUCACCUUCACAAGAUGUGUCUAAUAUAAGCAUGUCUCCUGCCAUUUCCCCUUACCAUAAGAUUCGCCUCGUUGUAUACCAUACUCUCGCGUUGAUUCCUUCGCUUGUGGUCUUGGGAACUACUUUAUGGUCGUCAAAAGCGGUCAUGCGUCUCUGUAAUCUACGUUUACUUUUUCCUGAAACUAUCCAAGACACAUGUCCACCUGUGAUGACGCAAAGUGUCGCCUUCAUGGUCAUUAUGAUCGGAGCCGUUUGCUGGUACGCUUCCUCAAAGCUUAUCCCUGUCUUUUGGGAAGUUUCGUUUGUCGUUCUCAAGGGUAUAUGUCUUGUUUUCCAUAUGUUCACCCGAAGCUCAAGAUUCCGUGAUGUGUCCCCCUUGUCACUGUCUUUGGGAAUGGCGUUUCUUCGCACUCUUGUCGUGGAGCUGCUACGUAUAUUUGGCCAGGAAGUGAGUACCUUGAUUCUCAUUGCUUUGGCAUGGCAGCAGCACCGUGAAGUGCAACCAACUUUACUUAAUACACAAGCCAAAUGUUGGACCGGCAUGGACGACCCUCGUUUCGUGCUGGCCUUGUGGCUCGGCUGUGGUUGGGCAUCGGCGGAGGUGCUGGCCGGAUCAUACCAGUUGUACAAGUUUGUGCCUUUGUACAGAGCGAUGGGACAGCCUGCACUGGAUGAAGAAGAUCUGCUCUCUGAUUAUGUUGAAGACAGUAGAUCGGAAGAUGAUGAAGAUGGCUCGGCGCUUUCGACUCCUUCAUUCAAUAAAUUGGAAGAAAUGACCUUGGAUGAGCUCAUUCUGAUGCGAGAAAAGACAGAAUUGGAAGCGCAGCUGGGCGAAUACCUGGAAAAUGUGCCACCAGCGAUCAUUACACUAUGGCGCCUUGACUCGGUGCUAUGGCAGCUAGGGACCUGUUUACUCAUGUCUGCUGCAAUCGUCCAAGCACAAGGUUGUGCUUCGGUGUUUUAUGACGAGACACCCUACAGGUUUGUGCCAUUUCCGGCGCUUUCGUCCAUGCGUUGGACCUUGAUCAUAAUCGUAUUGAUUCACACUAUAUCCACACUAGCUUGGCUCCUUGUCUUACCGCGCCUUGGUCUAACCAAUGUCACCUACUCAUCGCUUCUUGUGGGUCUUGUAUUAUUGUCCUCUGGCCUGGGUCGCUGGAAUGUAUUGAAAUAA